Molecule: messenger RNA, 2847 nt
Organism: Closterium sp. NIES-65
Lineage: Eukaryota; Viridiplantae; Streptophyta; Zygnematophyceae; Desmidiales; Closteriaceae
Source: the annotation of a GenBank genome assembly
AUGCCCUCACUCACUCUGCUGUAUGCCCUCACUCACUCUGCUGUGUACUAUGCAUGCAUGGGGCCAAUGGCUGUGGGUGGGAGAGCCAGCUGGAGUGAAGAGAGUAUCUCACUUCACUUUUUCUUCUCGCCUUGCCUUUCCCCCCAUCCGCCUCUCUCCCGUACUCACUGCCAUCAAUCACCCCUCUUUCCACUCUUUACCUCGACACCUCUCACUUUCCUCUCCCCUGCCCCUGUGGGCGCCCUCCCCACCUGCAGCGACCUCUCCUCCAACCAGUUGACUGGGGCCGUGCCGCCAGCUAUCAGCAACCCCACUAACCUCGUCAGCAUCAACCUGGCACACAACCUGCUGCAGGGCUCCAUUCCCCGGGCCCUCUCCCGCCUCGCCUCCCUCACCUACCUCAACGUGUCGUCCAAUCAGCUGUCAGGAGACAUCACAGCGGCCCUCUCUCCUCUGCGCUCCCUCGAGAUUGUUGACAUCUCAUCCAACACAUUGAAUGGCUCUGUCCCCCCCUUCUUUGGUCGCAUGCCCAACAUGACCCACCUGGACAUGGCCAUCAACCUGCUCUCCGGCUCGGUGCCUCCCUCGAUUUUCAACCUGCGACGCCUCUCCCACCUCAACGUGUCUCGCAACCGCCUCUCAGGCCCUCUACCCAACGCUGCUGCCAGCCCAGCUCUCAUCAUCGACCUCUCAUUCAACACGCUCUCAGGGACGCUGGAGAGCCAGCAAGUCAACCUGAAGCGACUGGCAUUGCUGGCAGUGCACCACAACCAGCUGUCAGGCCCCAUCCCCGAGUACCUCUGCCAAUCAGUGCUACAGAUCAUUGACGUCAGCAACAAUUUGCUCUUCAUGGAUGCCGCAUCCUUCCAAAACAUGCCGCCCAUCAGCCUGGACCUCAGCGGCAACUACCUCUAUGGCUCCCUCUCCCCCUCCCCCAACAUCACCCUCUCCUCCUCCUCCUCCUCCUCCUCCUCCUCCUCCUCGCCGCCCAUCCCCUCUCUCGUCCUCCCAGCGACCCCCCAACCCCAGUCCCUUCCCCCCUGGGCAGUCCAGGAUGCAACGAACUCUGAGUGGGCGUGGGUAUGGCAGGGGGGGCAGCAGGGGGCAACUGGAGCAGGAGGGGCGAGCGGGGGGAAUAUUAGCAGCGCAGCGGCGUGGCUGGCAGUGGAGGGCAACUGUUUGGGGAGUGAGGUUGUGGGGCAGCAACGUGGAGCAACAGAGUGUGCGGCGGUGUGUGGGAUAGAGCCAGGGCAGGGCCCCUGUGGGGGUGCGGGUGCGGGGCAGUGUGUGGUGCAGAGCGGUUGGCCACCGUCCCUCUCCUGCUCCUGCGCCAGUGGCUACGUUGCUGUCACUGCUGCCGGCACUGCCAACACCACCACUUGCGAGCUGCCACCCCCUUCCCCUUCCAGUAUGUUCAUCGUAUCAACCCCCUCCAUCCAUCCCUCUCCAUUCUCCCCCACUCGCCCCCUCCGCAGCGUCCUCGUCGGGGCUGUCAGCAGGGGCGGUGGCGGGCAUAGUGCGUCCUCGUCGGGGCUGUCAGCAGGGGCGGUGGCGGGCAUAGUGGUGGGCGUUGUGCUGCUGCUCGCAGCUGUCGCUGGCCUUCUCUUCUUCUUCCUCCGCCCCUCUAAGAGAAGGUCGUUGGAUUUGGACCAGUGUGUGGCGUUCCGCAUAGAGGAUAUACGCCGCGCCACCAACAACUUCUCCCCGGAAAGCAAGCUGGGUGCGAGCAGUGGCGACGCUGCGGCACUAGCAUCUGGUGCAGCUGCUGGGGUGCGAGCAGUGGCAACGCUGCGGCACCAGCACCUGGUGCGGCUGCUGGGGUACUGCAUGGACUACAACGCGGCCACGGGCCACCAGGAGCAGAUCCUCGUCUACGAGUUUGUUCCCCACGGCGACCUCUCCCACUACCUCCACGCAGGGGACGCCCCCCCUGGUUCCACCCGCGUGUCGCUCUCCUUUGAAGAGCUCGUGCGCAUUGCUCAGGGCGCGGCGGAAGGCCUGGCAUACCUGCACCACUCGCUCUCCCCUCCAAUUGUUCACCGCGAUGUGAAGCCCGCGAACAUUCUCAUUGGCGAGAGCCGCACCGCGAAGCUGGGUGAUUUCGGGCUGGUUAAGAUGGAUAACCUGGAAAAUGCGACGAACCUGGCGGGCACGCCUGGGUACAUGGACCCGGAUUAUGGUGACAGCAAGAUUGUGACGACGGCGAGUGACGUGUUCAGCUUCGGAGUGGUGCUGCUGGAGAUGGUGUCGGGGAAGCGGGCUGUGCUGGAUGAGAGUGACAUCGCCUUCAGCAACCGUCACAUCUCCAUCUGGGCGAACGAGCUUGUGAUGACAGGCAAGAUCACCCAAGUGGUGAUGGAGGACCUGAAGGCGCCACCGGAUGCCAUCAUCAUGUUUGUCGAUCUCGCCAUGGAUUGCUUGAAGCGACCUGGAGCCUUGAGGCCGGAGAUGCGGGAAGUGGCACGGCGCCUCACCAACAUCCUUGCCGUUGCACAAGGAAAUGCGCCGGUGGGAGCUCUGAUGAAGCAGAAGUCAUGGGCGGGAAGUGCCGGGAACGGUUCAAGCGCCAAAGCUGUGCGAGAAGCGGCGAUGCUGCGGCACGAGCACCUGGUGCAGUUGCUGGGGUACUGCAUGGACUACAACAUUGCCACAGGCCACCUGGAGCAGAUCCUUGUCUACGAGUUAGUCCCCCACGGCAACCUCUCCCACUACCACCACUCUCCUCCUGGUGCAACCCGAGUGUCCCUCUCCUUUGAGGAGCUCGUAUGCAUUUCACUGGGUGUGGCAGAAGGGCUGGCAUAUACCUCCACCACUCGCUCUAUCCUCCUAUCGUGCAUCGCGAUGUGA